AUGGCAUCCGGAGCAACAUAUCGUUUCACUGAAGGGGACUACGACCAUGAUGAUCUAUACAAGGAACUAUGGGAUGCCUGUGCUGGACCUCUUGUUACCCUUCCUCCGACAGGGGAACGAGUUUAUUAUUUUCCACAAGGUCACAUGGAACAGCUUGGAGUUCCAAUAGAGCAGCAAAUGCUCCCAUUUGAUCUUCCAUCUAAAAUUCUUUGUAGAGUGGUUCAUGUUCAGCUUAUGGCUGAACCUGAAACUGACCAAGUUUAUGCACAAAUAGUUCUCCGUCCUGAACCACAUCAAACAGAAAUUACCAGCCCUGAUUCUCCACUCCCAGAACCAAAAACACACACAAUCCAUUCAUUUCACAAAACUCUUACUGCUUCAGACAUAAGCACCCGUGGCAGUUUAUCUAUCCAUCUAAAGCAUGCAGAGGACUGUCUUCCGCCAUUGGACAUGUCCCAGCAGCCACCUGGGCAGGAUUUGGUUGCAACUGAUCUGCAUGGAAAUAAGUGGCACUUCCGACACAUUUUUCGAGGUAAACCUAAGCGCCACUUACUCACUGCUGGGUGGAGUCAUUUUGUGAGCUCAAAAAAGUUAGCAGCAGGCGAUGCAUUCAUCUUUCUAAGGGGAGAAAAUGGAGGGCUUCAUGUUGGAGUAAGGAGGCUUAUGAGACAAAAGAUAGAUAUGCCUUUCUUCAAGUCUGGUGAAAACAUGCACCUUGAGUUUCUUGCUAGUGCUAGUCAUGCCAUUACGACCGCAUCUCGUUUUCAUGUCUUCUACACGCCCAGAACAAGUAGGUCUGAUUUCAUUGUCAGUAUCAACAAGUACCUUGAAGCUCAGAAAAAUGUGUUCUCCAUUGGGAAAAGGUUUAAGAUGAGAUUUGAGGGUGAGCAAGUUCUUGAACAGAGCUGUAGCUUCAAUGGCACAAUUGUGGGCAUUGAAGAUGUAUCAUCAAGAUGGCCUGGCUCUAGGUGGAGAUGCUUAAAGGUUCAAUGGGAUGAAGCUUCUUCAAUCUCGCGUCCAGAAAGCGUUUCGCCAUGGGAAGUAGAACUACUUGUUGCAGUAACUCCUCCAAACUCCCUCCCUGGGCAAGGGAAGAAGCGGCCAAAGUUUUCUCUUCGGGGGUCAUCUACAUUGGACUACGGUAUGUGGGUAUUCCCUCUUGAAUCUCCUGCUUUCUCCUAUUAUGAUCUUGAUUCAUCAUCCAGUUCCUCUGCCACUUCAAAGACAAGCUCUCUGGGUUUUAGUGGAUUUAGUUCGGAGGCUACUCUUAUAGAGUCUUCUGCCUCUGCUGCUGAUGAAGAACCUCGAAAAGUGGGGGAUGCUUGCCCAGUUCUAUCUUUAGAUGCCGACUCUGACCAGCAUUCUGAAACAUCGAACAUUAUUAGUCGGUCUGAAAUACGUUCAACAAAUUGUGAGCCUCAGAAACCGUGCCAGGUACCUCAGGAAAUUGACGGCAGACAGAUCAGGAAGAGAAUCAAGGUUAAGAUGCAAGGUAUUGCUGUUAGAAGAUCAGUUGAUUUGACACAGUUAGAAUGCCAUGAGGACCUGCUAAGACAACUGGAAAAGAUGUUUGAAAUUGAAGGUGAACUCAUAGGAUCCACAAAGAAAUGGAAGGUUGUCUAUACUGAUGAUGAAGGUGACAUGAUGUUUUUUGGGGAUGAGCCAUGGCAUGAGUUCUGUAGCAUGGUGAGGGAGAUCUCCAUCUCUACAACUGAAAAGGUCAAGAGGAAGAAAUCCAGAUCAGGCUGAUGCAAUGGUUGAUCACCAUCCUUUUGUAUUAAAAAUUGAAACAUCUCAAAUUAAAAAAGAGGGAAAAAAAAAAUUAAAUGGGUCAAAGUAUUGCAGUAAUUGACAAAGACUUUCCAUCUCAUCCUUACCAAUGACCCAUGAAACUUGACUGGAAUAUGCUUGAUUGUUCUAUUGGCACAUCCUUGAGAUUCUAAUUGAUAAGUAAUUUCAGUAAUUUCUAUGGUCAAUUUUAUAUUUUUAUUU
Hevea brasiliensis (rubber tree) is the source of this 1992-nucleotide messenger RNA. RefSeq names its product auxin response factor 1. NCBI's taxonomy places the organism in Eukaryota, Viridiplantae, Streptophyta, Magnoliopsida, Malpighiales, Euphorbiaceae. Bases 1 to 1749 code for a protein of 582 amino acids. The record is from RefSeq and is a predicted model, not a curated record. Gene Ontology annotation, cellular component: nucleus. Gene Ontology annotation, molecular function: DNA binding; protein binding. The transcript is spliced from 14 exons. Gene Ontology annotation, biological process: response to hormone; regulation of DNA-templated transcription.